UUAUAUUUUCGUUGUGGUCUCGUGUUAAUUUGGUGCUGUUUUAUACUAAUGACUAAUUAUUUACAAAAGUGAUGGUUUUGGAAGGUUAUCAACUAACGUUACAAAACGACAGUUAACUGUCCUAAGCUACAUUGUUAGCUACCAUUGCAUUGGCUAACGGCGUUGGUAGCUAGCAAAGAACGGGAAAGUUUCACGAAACGCGAAGAGGUAACUUUGGUAUACUAAACGUUGUACUGAGUUUAAUUAGAUUUUCAAGUUUGCGUGUUUAUUUGCUAACUACGUUUUAUAUUCUUUAUUGUCUCGAUGCCCACAAGUGUAUAACCAUGUUUUUGACAUACUGUACUUAUUUAGUUCAGUCCUGUCUGUUUGAGGGGCGUUUACCAUGAAAUGUCAAGCUAGCUAUCUACCAGUUUACUAUAUGUGCACUACUAGCAAUUUCAUUUAGUUAGCCAGCUAGCUAUGACAUUAUGUAACGGUCAAGUAUUCUACUGUACUGCCUCAUAACAAGCUGCAAGUUCAUUCGAUUUCAUGUCAUCAAAUGUAUCUUCGCGUUUGUGUUUUGUCACACACCUAACGUUAGCUAGAUAUCAAGCUGAUUUUAGAGAUUGCUUGCUACGUCAGUAGAUUACCAAUCUGAUUUGACUGUAUCUAGCAGCCAACGUUACUUUUUUGAACGUUCGACCGUCCCAGAUAUGUAGCUACUGAGACCAGAGUUACUUAGGUCAAGACUUUUUAACUGCAGUUACCCAGUUACAUUGCACUACGAAUACGUUGUCCGAGAAGACGGAUUGAAAGCCAUAAUAACAGCCAACUCGAACUGCCUGGAGAUGAACUAGCUUGGAAAACUCCUAUUUAUUAUACAGGGUCAAGAAAUGGAUCAGAGUGGACUGAAACGCAGCCGUAACCAGGACAACAGCUCGCCUUUUUCUGACAGCCCAGAGAGAGGUGUACAGAAAAAUCUGUCAGGUGACGCAGGUGGUUCAAAGUCCACCGCAGCAGCUUCUAGGAUGCAUCUGCCUGGCUCCAGAGCCCCGCCCUCAGCCACCGAUUCCUCCAAUGGACUGAAUGUCUUUAUGGCUCAGGGCGAGUUUGACAUGCCUGGGACAGCUUCCACUGUCAAGGUAGCUGAAAUGAAGGUAGGGGGUAAGGUCCUAAGAGAGUCUCACACAGACAAACAGAAUCCGCAACAGCAACUCUUUGAAAACUUUGCCAUGUUGGAGGAGAGUAUUGCAGAUUUGAAUCGAUCCAACACUCUGGGGAGCUCUGUGCUUGGACACCAUGACCUUUUUUCUUUUAAAAAUGAGGACCUCUCAUCUAUGGAUAAGGACAUGCUUGACACGGGGAGAGUCAGCUUUGAACAGUCGCAGAAGGACUUGGAUCUCAGCGACAGGUUGCUGGGCGACAAUACGAUGGACAUUCUGCAGGAUCUGGACCUCCCUGGUUCUCUGUCUGACCUGAAUGAGUUUUACGUUGCUGAUGAGGUCGCCUUCCUGUCCUCUCUGUCAGGGGAUGAUGCCCUGCCAGGGGAAAGCAACGUAGAAAGCAAGCCUGUGGUUAGCAGCAAUGGGGGGAAACGUGCCAAUGUCAAGUUUGUGGAGCAGCAAGAGCUUCUGGAGCCUGUAAUCAAGACUGAGAUGGAUACGGACUCCUCCUUCAUCCAACUUUGCACCCCGGGUGUCAUCAAGCAGGAGAGCGAGAGCCGACGCUAUUGUCAAAUGCCAAACUUGGACAUGCCUGGUACCCACAGUUCAUUGGGCACCCUGAGUGGGUCGAGUUAUCAUUACGGAGCAAGCGCCUCGAGUGCAGUGAGUCUACAGCAAGAUCAGAAGCCUGUCUUUGGCCUGUAUCCCCCUCUGUCCUCGGUCAGUGAUGGCUGGAACCCAGGCACUGGACACAGGGAUGGGUCAGGGGUGUCGAGCCCUUCCGCCUCAUCUUUUCCUGUCGGUUUUAGCAGUUCAACAGCCAGACCUGAAGGCAGCACCUCCACAGCGUCAGCCCCUGCCAAGUCCAGUGGUCCGAGCCAUAAGAUCUGCCUGGUGUGUUCGGACGAAGCCUCUGGCUGCCACUAUGGAGUCCUCACCUGUGGAAGCUGCAAGGUCUUCUUCAAGAGGGCUGUUGAAGGAUGGAGAGCACGACAAAACACAGAUGGACAGCACAACUAUCUUUGUGCUGGGAGGAACGACUGCAUCAUAGACAAGGUGCGCAGAAAAAACUGCCCGGCCUGCCGAUUCCGCAAGUGUCUCCAAGCAGGGAUGAACCUGGAAGCGAGGAAAAACAAGAAGUUAAUACGGUUGAAAGGCCAACAGGCCUCCCCGGAGACAAGCCUCCCUGCACCUGAUGAAAGGGCCUUUGCCCUCAUCCCAAAGUCCCUACCCCAGCUGGUGCCUACCAUGCUGUCCCUGCUCAAAGCCAUUGAGCCAGAGGCCAUUUACUCUGGCUACGACAGCACCAUCCCAGACACCUCUACCCGCCUUAUGACCACACUCAACAGGCUAGGAGGGCAGCAGGUCAUAUCAGCUGUCAAGUGGGCUAAGUCCCUACCAGGGUUCCGGAACCUUCACCUGGAUGACCAGAUGACCCUGCUUCAGUGCUCCUGGCUGUUCCUCAUGUCGUUUGGCCUCGGCUGGCGCUCGUACCAGCAGUGUAACGGGGGCAUGUUGUGCUUUGCCCCGGACCUGGUGAUUAAUGAUGAGAGGAUGAAGCUGCCCUACAUGACCGACCAGUGUGAGCAGAUGCUGAAGAUCUCCACUGAGUUAUUGAGGCUGCACGUGUCCUACGAUGAGUUCCUGUGUAUGAAAGUCUUGCUUCUACUCAGCACAGUACCAAAGGAUGGAUUGAAGAGCCAGGCUGUGUUUGAUGAGAUCCGUAUGACCUACAUCAAGGAGCUAGGAAAGGCCAUCGUCAAGCGGGAAGAGAAUUCCAGCCAGAACUGGCAUAGGUUCUACCAGCUUACUAAGCUUUUGGACUCCAUGCAAGAGAUGGUUGGAGGCCUCUUGCAGAUCUGCUUCUACACUUUUGUGAAUAAGUCCCUGAGCGUGGAGUUCCCUGACAUGCUGGCCGAGAUCAUCAGCAACCAGCUACCUAAAUUUAAAGACGGGAGUGUCAAGCCACUUCUGUUUCAUAAUGCCUUAAACCAUGACCAAAUGCCUUAAAACCCCAGCCUCCUCUCCCGCCAGCCAGCAAGCCCCCCGCCUGUUUUCCCUGCGGACAACCCACCAGGACGCGUAAGGAUUAAUGUUGUGCAAGUGUACUCUAAUCGGUUCCCGGAGGAACCAGGUGGAUUGAGAAAGGGAGAAAACGCGUGACAGAGUGAGAGCGGAAGAGAAAAUGACAGAGUGAGUGUACAAACCAAACUGACCCUUUUGAAUGAAACCAGGGCUCUGCUCUUCUGUCGUCUUUAGACCAUGAAUCACUUAAAAACACUCAAAUAUUCGGAGAUUGGAGGAUUUAAAUUUUAGCUACGAAAAGUGAAAGGAAUAUUUUCUAUAGAUUUUAUGCAUGCACUCACUGCUGAAAUGUUUACGCAAGAAUAUCAGAAAAGGGAAAAUGUGCCUUUUUUUGCUUUUUGCUUUGCGGGCUAUCCUAGCCAUUUUUAUUAAAAGCAAUUAUUUUGCAUAGGAAUCUAAUAUAAAGACCUUUGUAUGUAUUGUGUCUGUUAUUGCACUGGCAAUUUCAGCUCUCUCUCUCUUAGCAGACAUGUUCUUGUUUAAUGUGGGCAGCUCAAAGAUCCCCAGAAGUCAACCAGUGAGAAUGAACUAAUGUAAAUGAAAACCAACUUCGUGUUCAAUUUCGUUCUCUGCAGCAGGGUGGGGAACAGUUGGAAAUCAUGGCACUCUUCAAAUGUAAAUGUUUUAAAUGUAAACACAUGGUUUGCUCUCUACGGUGAUGGCAAUCUUGGGAGAGAUGAGAUAACAAUAGUGAUAAAAUAAGAUUGUUGUUGUUUUUCAGCUUGAUUUUACACCUGCAAUCUAAGGAAAAGUACACUUAACUCAUUGAAAUUAUGAAAUAAUUUCCCCCAAAACCUGUCAUGAUUAUUGGCACCCCUAGGUUUUUUAUUUACUGAAACGUGAAAGACAGUAUCUUCCCAUUGCUAUUUUAAAUUUUUUUUCAUCAGAGUUCUUCCUGUUUCACUGGGGUAUUACUACAAUGCCCUCCAAACGUUUUGCCGAUAUAAGUCAAAAAAUACAAAGAAAAUGUUGUUGUUUACUAGCUUGGACUUGCAUUCAAAAAAUACUACAACUCUCUAACAUUAAACUGAGUAUAAAAUGUACUAUCUAAGUAAAUUUGAGUCUUUGACAACGUUUAAUUUGCCAUCUAUGACGUCACAUUUCACUGGGGUACAUUUGAGGUGACACACAUGGUAUGUUAGUUUCCCAUUAACAUGAGAAAGGGCCGAGAGAACACGUGAAAUUUGGAUUUUCUUAGUUGACCUUCACAAAACAGACAACACCUGAAAAUACCAAUCUCCACCAUAAUGGCAAUAAUUAAGUAAUAUAGAACAACUGGAGAUGUGAUGAACCUGUGUGGAAGAGAACUACACUAUAUUUUGCCUUCAUGUGAGUGGAACCAGGUUCUGUUGUCUGAUGAGACAAACAUGUCGCUUUUUGGAUGCAUAUUUGGUGUAAAAAGAGCCAAUAAACGUGCAGAAAAUAAAUAUACCUUUGCAGGAUACAUGGCGUCAUGGGCAUCAAGUACCAGCAGAUUUUAUGCCAAAACAUGUCUGCAGGAUAAAAAUCCAAAGCAUACCUCUAAAUCCACAUACAAAUGGCACACCAACCAUAGAUUUAAAGCUUUUGCAAUAGCCAUUAUUGUCCAUUAUUGUCCAUUAUUGUCCAUUAUUGACUGAAAUCCCAUUGGAAAGUUGUGGGGUGAGCCAAAGAGAAUAGCCCACGAGCAAGGACUCUGGAUCUGAAGGAUCUGAAAAGUUUCUGUAUGAAUGAAUGGUCUCAAAUCCCUUCCUGUAAGUUCCCCCACCUCAUCAAACUUUAUACAGUAGGAGACAACUGAGUCCAAAAACACAUUUGAAAUGACAUCUAUUUGGGCAGUUUUUAGGAAAAUAGUUAAAUACAUUGAAGCUGUAGCAUACCUUCCUGGAAGAGGACCCAAGGAUAUUUUGCCCCCACACAGUGUGGAGGGUAGGUUAGUGGUACUUAUCACCUCAUGCCUACAAGCUGUUUGGAUGUAUUCCCAGAAGGAGUUUGCUACAGGUCAUUGGAACUUGAUUGUUGUUUCUAUGGUCAGAUGAGACAAAAAAAAUAGCUUAUUUGACCAGAAACACCAAAGGUGAAUUUGGCAUAAAAAGAAUGGUCAUGCAGAAACCCUAAUCUCUUAUGUGGUGGUGGUUUUGCUUCUGAAUGCCAAGGAUACUUGGGAUCAUCUUGUUGCAUCUGCCUGGAGAAUAUGGCUGGGUGGUCAUUGUCUUCUUCCAGCAAGACAAUGAUCUAAAGCAUUCUUCCUGAUCCACAAACAUUUCUCACUAACCACAUAAUCAAGCUUCUUCAUUGGCCAUCCCAAACCCCUGACCUAAACACCAUUGAAAACAUGUAGGGUGAGAAAAGUGGUACUCCGAUCCUUCAGAGUACUUCAAUCUACAAGUAAGAAUGAAGUACUCUGAAUGAUCUGGAAAGAUUCAGAAUGGAUGAAUGCCAAGAUCCCUUGAAGUGUGUUCUUCCACUUUAUCAAACAUGGUGAAAGACAGUGCAUGCCCCCUUAACAAGAAAAAAAGCACAAUGUACUAAAUGCAGGGGUACAAAUCAUGUUUCUGAGACGAAAAAAAUCACUUAAAGGUUAGUUUUUAAUAAUUAAAGUGUAAGACUAAGCUGAAUUACAACAUAUUUUCAUAGCCUUUUUCUGUUUUUGACCUAUCUCCAUCAAAGGGGCCAACAUUUCUGGAAGGCACUGUAAAUAAAUUCCCCUUCUGAGUGUGUUGAAGUCAUUAAAAGUUGAUAUCUGGAAUUGAAUGACAUACAUUAUCCCCAACCCUGCACUGCAACUUUUCUGUGGUUGUUUUGUUUAAAAACCUCAAUAUGAAGAUUGAAGAGUGGACAUUGAUGUUUGUGGUAUUAAUGAUUCUUAAGGAUACUUGAUAUUAGUCCCGAUAGGUUCCUGUCCAUGUCUGAGCUUAUAACAUACAGUAUAUUAGGUUAUGUCCUAAUUCAGCAGUGGAGGAGAAAAUGAGUCACUAGGUGAAAAAUCUGAUCAUAUUAAGUCUCCAAAAUUGUAAAAUGUGGGCUCACUUUAUGGUAAAACCGUCCUUGAUUUCCAGGCAAAGGGAAAUGGACUGCAUUGGGCUAGAGGGAUGGAUGGGAGGGUGCAGCAGUGACUAGUGAUUAUACGAUUGGUGUGCAGUAAGAGCAAAAAGUACAGAAAGUUACAGCCUGAACUGGAGAACUUUUUUUUUUUUUUUUACAUUCACAUGUAUUUCAAAAUUGUCACAACCCUAUUUUUAUAAAGAGCAUAUGAACUCUUCUCUGGGAGUUGCAAACACGAUGUUAAAUGUCACAAGCUGUUAAGUUUGGCCUUUUUUAAUGUCUCCUGUAUGUAUUAUCCUAGUGCCAAAUCUAGAUGAAUUCAUUUUUAUUCAUAAUGUCAAUUUGAAAAAAAGCAGAAUUGUUUUCUUAUUGCUGUCCAAUUAUCCCUUUAGCUGUCCUCACAAUAGCUGGCACAAUAGUUAAAUGCGUCUGGGUGCCCAUUUAUGAAAUGAAUAUUGGUCUGUUAUUAUUAUUAACUACACCAGCUAACAAAGAAUAUAUACGUAUUGAUUGUUAUUCACAAGAUCACGUUUUCAAGCCCUUUUGUACACUUACCCUCUUGAUGUAUACUCUUGAAGUUGCAAUGGUAUUUUAUAAUGCUAUUAAGGUAUGGUGACCAGCACAUUUACCUGGGGAAAAAAAGGUCCCCUGUCCUUGCUAAAGAAAUUCUCUAUUUUUGAGGUACUCUCACCACACACCAGGUAUGCCAUGUGAAACCAAAAUGAUUAAGCAAAAAUGUGUCCUGAACAUUGUUUCCUUUAUAAAUUCCUUUGUAGUCAGGAAGUCAUGUUAAAGUAACUGUCCAGUGAAAAUUUUACUUUUAAAGUUUAUAUACUACUAACUCACACUGAAAUAAUGUUUUAUGGAUGAAGCAUAGAUAGCAGAAAAACAUUUUUUAUAUAAAUUGUAUCUCAAACCAGCUGUUAAAAAUAAAGGUGUUGCCUUUUCCUCAUUAGGUUAAGAACUGAACAAAAAAACUGAACUUAACACUGCACAGUUACUUUAACAAACAUAAAAUGUUAGCUUAAAUUGUCAUUUUUCUUAAACCAAUGGAAUAACCAAGAGGUGGAUCUCCUGUGUGCUCCUCUUUGCAUACGUGUCAGUCAAUCAUAAGAGUAUUUUGGGUGAGGCAUAAAUAUUUUGGCUUACUUUCACAUACAGUUUUAACAGAGGACUUUUCUUAUGAUUGGAUAAAUCCAAUUCAUAUCUUAAUGAUUAUUGCAUUGCCAUAUAUACAGAGCUUAACAUAUCCUGUGAGAUUGAACCAGUGUUGAUUAUAACAUUUCAAGACAACUUUUAGCGAAAUAUUUUUACAAGGAUAUAUAUGUAUAGUCCUAUACUAUUUGUUGUUCUUUUUUUUUUGUAACUAAAGUUUCACUCAAGGCCUUGGGAAAGGUAGUGAACGAGCCAUAAAAACAUCUGGUUGAAAUUCAGGAAAAUGUAAUUACUGAUGCUUUUGAAAUAAACUCUCUUUUUAAACUACAAUAUUUUCAGUACUUUUGAAUUUAUCAGUUGGAUCCUUUGAUAUGAAUAAUUUUUGUACAUUGGAUGAGUAAGACAAUUUUUCAGUUUGUUUGACAAAUAUCAAUGUAUUGCAUGUACUUGUAGUGUUAAAACAUGUCUAACUUGUAUGUAAAAAAUAAAUUCUAUAAAUCAUUGGGAAAGACUGCAGUAUGAAAGAUAUGUUUAAGAAAAGGAGGGGGAGGGAAAAGGGACUGGAUUAUAUUUUGUAUAGUACAACAGUGACCAAAGCAGAGAAAACAGAAGUAUUCAAGCAGUUACAUUUAGAGUAGCAAAUAUUAUCAAAUGAUAGUACUUGUUUUAUUUAAAAAUAUACUUUGUAACAGUUUAGGCUUUGGUUUCUUUUCUAUUGCUGUGAGGAAUAACCAGUCUAUUCAAAAACACAAAAAAUUUAAACUGUGUGUGAAAGUAACCUACCUGAGAAUUUGGACUUUAUUCAGCAUUUAAUCUUUGUAGUGAAACAAGAGUUUACAAUUUUUUUCACUACAAAGAUUACUUAAUCUUUGUAGUGAAAAAAAUUGUAAACUCUUGUAUCAACCUUUCUAAUUUAAUUGAUUUUGGAAACUUUUUUGGUCUCAGAUUACAAUUGGCCUCCAAGAAUUUACAACUAUGUUUAUUCAUUACGUCGUUUCAAUCCCAGUAGUUAAGAGUCUAUUUUCUGUAUAAAAUACAUGCAAAUAUUAUCUUUAAAGACUAAGGGCAGAUCAUAUUUCACUGGUAUAUGGCUUUCAUUAAAGUCUGUUUGUUUUUCAGUUCUGUAAAUGUAAUCCAGUGUAAAGAAUAUAUUGUCUGUUUGUUAAAAACGUUUGUAUUUCCUCUGUAUUACACCUCUGUCAGUUGAUAUUUUCACCUAUUUGAUUAAAUGUUUGACUAAAAUGUAGUUCUUUGGUUGCUCUAGCUUUGCUUUAUGACCUCAGAUAAUUAUCAGAUGUUUCUCCAGAUAAACCUGCUCAUAAAAUAAAUAAUAAUUCACAAGA
Molecule: messenger RNA, 8749 nt
Organism: Esox lucius (northern pike)
Lineage: Eukaryota; Metazoa; Chordata; Actinopteri; Esociformes; Esocidae
Product: glucocorticoid receptor
Exons: 10
Coding region: 873-3152 (759 amino acids)
Biological process (GO): regulation of DNA-templated transcription; nuclear receptor-mediated glucocorticoid signaling pathway
Cellular component (GO): nucleus
Molecular function (GO): nuclear glucocorticoid receptor activity; zinc ion binding; steroid binding
Source: RefSeq, a predicted model, not a curated record